Trematosphaeria pertusa is the source of this 843-nucleotide messenger RNA. RefSeq lists its product as uncharacterized. The record is from RefSeq and is a predicted model, not a curated record. The transcript has a single exon. Bases 38 to 649 code for a protein of 203 amino acids. NCBI's taxonomy places the organism in Eukaryota, Fungi, Ascomycota, Dothideomycetes, Pleosporales, Trematosphaeriaceae.
CUGCAACACUCGUCAAAAUAAGAGAUACUGAUUAGCUAUGUCGAGUAUGCAUACACGGGGACCGCUUGGGCUUAUGAACCGCUUCUUGAUCGCUCACACAUCCAUCCACCCAUCUCUCACCAACGUCUCGGUACUAUCCUUCCUCUUAUCUCGCAUCUCCUUAUUUUCCGCUCUCGCUAUCUCAUCCUUCCCUUCAACACGGACGUGCACCUCCGUAACUACCUGGAUGCGAUCGUCGCGAUUCUCAAUAUCAGUACUGGAGCCGCGCGAAUUCUUCGACUCCAACGGCAUCACGUUCCCAAGCCCAGCCGAACGUCGACCGAGUGCCGCGCUGCGCGAGAGCGAAGGGCCGCCGCUAUACGGGCCGUAUCUGGUUCGAGCCGAGGAGAAUACGCCGGGCAGACAGCGCGCCAUUAGCGGGCGCAAGCAGGGGAGACUGGAGCAGAUGAUGCCGACGUUGGCUUCGACCGAACUCCAGGUAGCGGCGGGCGGGUUGUCGUACGUGGGAUCUGCCGAGUUCGAGAUUGAGACGAGGGAUUGGAGGCGCAGGAUUGAGACGAUACAGACACUGGUGCGGGAGAUGUCAGCGAGAAUAGCAAAGCCUAAUGAAGGCAGUAGAAGGAUGAGUCGUGCGACGAGAAGAUACUAGAUAGGAAUGUGCUUCGGUCGUGUAACUGGACACGGUGCUUUGUGUGUUAAGCGGUUGUACAGGAUAGGACGGUUUCGGAAUAGUCCUCGGAAUGUGGUGCAUGAUGGAGCUGCAACAUCGGAAGAAGAAGCGUAGAGAUGCACUUACAACCCGCCAACAGCAAAGAUUCCGAUUAGUGCCUGCUUCUGUCUUCG